Molecule: messenger RNA, 1353 nt
Organism: Rubroshorea leprosula
Lineage: Eukaryota; Viridiplantae; Streptophyta; Magnoliopsida; Malvales; Dipterocarpaceae
Source: the annotation of a GenBank genome assembly
GAGAAAAACUUUUUUGACAAUAUCCUUCAUACAGUAAUGGAUGACCCUAUGACAAAAGAUAACAUAAAUGCAAGACUUGAUCUGGAAUUGUAUUGUAAAAGGAAAAGUUUGCACAUACCAAAAACAUGAGUGAAUUCGGGUAAAAAGCCAAAAGCCACUUAUGUUCUUAGUAGGGAUCAAAGAAAAUCAAUAUGUCAAUGGUUGAAGGAACUUAAAUUCCCUGAUGGAUUUGCCUCCAAUAUAUCUUGGUUUGUCAAUAUACAAGAGGCGCGAUUAUUCGGUCAAUGACAUGGCAAUAUGCCAGGAGAGGAUAGUAGAAAUCAUUCUGGAUAGCUGUAGUUCUCGCUGCACGGAGGCUAUUGAAUCCAUCCAACCGCUGCAACGGCCAAAUCCAUUUGACCCCCAGAGACAAGUUCAGGAGGAGGUUCCUAUUGAUGUGGUUUUGGAGACUUCAGAUGCUGAUAUACAGGCUGAGUCUCCCAGUGAUGAGGAUACACCUGUGGUUACCCCUCAGCAGAGACAGGGACGGGGGCAAGCUAAGCCCGUGCAAAUAUCUACAAAUGGGUUGAAGAUCCCAUUAGAACUAGAUGAGUAUGGUGGUUUGCCACAACAGCAAACAUAUGAAUCAAAUCCUGCGAUUGAUAAGACUGUAAACGAUUUAUGGAACGUGACAGCAAGGAUCAAGUUCAAGCAUGCACUUAGUGAGUUGAAAGCUAAGUGUGCAAAGAGAAACUUUCAAGUUAAGCCUCCAAAUAUGAAUCCAGAGUUAUGGGCAAGGCUUGUUUAUUUAUGGACUGAGGACGAGGGUCAUUUGAGAAGGUCAAGUUCUGCAAGGGCUAAUCGAGCAAAAGGACCGAGAUCGAGGGUAACGCAUACUAGCGGUUCAAUGGACGUUAAUGUUUAUAGAAAGAAAAUGCAACAAGCAAACCUCGAGGGUCAUCCAUCGACAUUUCCUGAGGUCUACACUAGUAGAAGGCAGCACAAAGGAAAAGGAAAAGACCAAUUGCCUGUAUAUUGUAAUGAUGAGGCUCAAGAAAUUGGAGAUAUAGGUGUGAGCACAUCUAGACGGGAACUAUUCAGGCCACCCAUCAUAGGACAGUCUAAUAAGCUUAUCGAAUUAGAGCAGACUGUUGAAUCAUUGAAGGUAGAUAAUAAUAGCUUUCGACAAUCACAAAUGACCUUUAUGGUAGAUAAUGAGAGCCUACGACAACAACAGUUGACCUUUGCUGCAUCUGUGCAGCAACUCUACCAGCAUUUAGGGAUGACCCCAACGGAUACCAGUGGGAUAGUCACCCCUAGGACACCCCGAGAUAUUUAGGUUUUUUAUAUUUCAAUUAAAUAUUUGUAUUUAUU